Xenopus laevis (African clawed frog) is the source of this 910-nucleotide messenger RNA. RefSeq lists its product as uncharacterized. The record is from RefSeq and is a predicted model, not a curated record. Bases 170 to 892 code for a protein of 240 amino acids. Lineage: Eukaryota; Metazoa; Chordata; Amphibia; Anura; Pipidae. The transcript is spliced from 6 exons.
CUUUUUCAACUAAACUGUUUAGAAGAAAAGAUAGAUGAGUGAAAGUUUUGUGAGGCAUAAAACAGUGACAAAGGUCAGCAAGACUCGGCUCCUCCCCCUUUAUCAUUCACUAUAAAGCUGUCGGGUCCCGCCCACUCUGAUCAGUCUCUCAGGUACAGAACUCGCUGCUAUGAUCCCGGUGCAGUUAGUGAUGUAUGAGCUGUGCCCUCAGAGCGAGGCUGUUGAGCUGUCGGCUCCCGAGUCCAAUGUUACUGACACUGAAGCACCCGGUGAGGAGGAGCGCGGGACUUGCAAGUCUCACCUGAACGGAUCAGACAGUUCUAAAGACCGGACUGACCCCCUGUUGCCGCAUGCACAGCCAGAGGGAACACAUGGAGGUGCAAAUGAAGAACAAACAAGAUGCACUUACUGCAUACCGACUCGCUUCAAUAGGUACAAAGAGAUUUUCUUUAAUCACUGGAAGAUCUGUAUCUUGGCUGGAGUCCUAGUUUGUUUAGUACCGGUAGUUGUAGUUCCAGUCUCUGUCCUUUUCUCUAAUACCGAAAAAACCUCAAACGGCAAUACAACUCUAAAUAUUUCCAGAGAACUUUCACCAAAUUCUAGUUUCUCUCUUGAAGAACUUGAUUGGAAGUCGUGCAAUGGAGUAAAUGUUAAUAUUUCCAACCAAGAAUUGUCCUUUAAAGGCAGCAAAGAUCACUGUGCCAAGUACCAGGCCCGACUGCUGGAUAUGAACUCUGCCAAGACCAUACAAGAUUGCAUCAUGGACAAAGCCGACUACUGGGUUGGACAGAACUGUGAAUUAAUGAACAAUUCAACCUGCGAAGUUUUCAACAAGAUUAAGUGUGAGCAGCUUCAUCCCAGCACUAUGAGACGGUUUAUUUGUACUAAGUAGUGUGACGGCAUUAGGUCA